AUGACUGAAGCCAAACAAGAUUUAAUUGAAUUAUCAACAAAUCCUUUAGAUGUAUGGAUAAAUACACAUUAUGAUGAAUUGUGUGCAGGUAUGACGUGUAAAAAUGCUCUAUUCUGCAAACCAUCAGACAUGAAAGACAAGAAUUUUCAAAUGAGUAUUAAGGAUAAAUGUGAUAGGAAACAUAGAAGAAUAGACGAUAAACAAACAUGGUGUUAUGUUUUGAAAGAAGAAAUGAAAGGAUUAUAUAAACAGGUUGAACUAAACGAUAAUGAGGAUUCAUUUACUGACGAUGAAAUACCUGUAAAUGAAGCUUUAUAA
Molecule: messenger RNA, 318 nt
Organism: Trichomonas vaginalis G3
Lineage: Eukaryota; Parabasalia; Trichomonadida; Trichomonadidae
Exons: 1
Coding region: 1-318 (105 amino acids)
Source: RefSeq, a predicted model, not a curated record